AUGAUUGCAAUCACUCCGAAUACGCUCAGCCGGAUCCGAUCGUGCUGGCGAACGCCCCGGCCCCGGCCAUGGCGGCCGCCGAUCGCCUUGACCCGCGGCGCGAAGAUGUGGGUGGCGGUGGCUGAGAAGAUCAAGAGCGAGCAGGCCAACGUCGCGCCCCUGCUGGACAGUCUGCGGCUGGUUAAAGCCGUCAAGAUCGACCAGCCUGACCUGCCCAUCGAGCUGACGAUCGAGCCGCUGAUGAAGAAAACGGUGAACGCGAACGUGCUGAAAGGCCGCUACGUCUUGACCCAUCCGGUGCCCUCUUCGUCGUCGGGCCCCAAUAGCCAGCCCGGGAAGGAUGUGAUCGCUGUCAUCUUAGACGACCAAUCUGCGGAGGACGUUCGGCUGGCCAAAGAGCUGGGUGUGGACCAUUUCGGCGGGCAGGAUUUGCUCGACAGAAUCCUGGCCGAAGAAAUCAAACCCACCAAGCUGCUGGUCCACUCCAAAACCCCCAAGAUCCAGAACAUCUUCGCCCACUCGGACAACAAGAAGAGCUUGUUCAAAACCCUCGCGCGGCUGAACCUGAUCAUUCCGUCCGAAAAGCGCGGGACGAUGUCAGACAACUUGAGCGAAUUGAUACUGAACUCCAAGAACUCUAUCGACUGGCUCGUCAAGAAAAAACCCUCCGCCGACAAGCCCGUCCAGCCCUCAGACCCCCCCUCCUCCUCAGCCCAAGCUCCCAAGCCAAACAACGCCAAAAGUUCAAAACAUCCGAUCGAUUCCUUUAUCUCCAUACCCGUCGGUUCGGUCCAGAUGAAUCUCGUCCACUUGGAACAAAACAUUUCAGACUUCCUCUCCAUGGUCUCUAACCUCACUCAAUUCGGCACUGCGUCCACCACCUCAUCCUCCAAACCUGCAUCAACCCCCAACGUGAAUAGCCAACCUAGAGUAAAAUCCAACUUCAAAUCCGGCCGACCUAUAAAAAAACCUGGUAUCCACAAAGCCACGUUAACCGUCGCAGGCAUCCCCCCCAUCACGGUCAUCUAA
This is a messenger RNA of Puccinia triticina, 1029 nucleotides long. RefSeq lists its product as uncharacterized. NCBI's taxonomy places the organism in Eukaryota, Fungi, Basidiomycota, Pucciniomycetes, Pucciniales, Pucciniaceae. The transcript has 4 exons. The coding region runs from base 1 to 1029 and encodes 342 amino acids. The record is from RefSeq and is a predicted model, not a curated record.